Messenger RNA from Diversispora eburnea, 519 nucleotides. Lineage: Eukaryota; Fungi; Glomeromycota; Glomeromycetes; Diversisporales; Diversisporaceae. The record is from the annotation of a GenBank genome assembly.
AUGGCAAGUGUAAUUCAUGUACAAAAGAACAUUUUAGUCGAGAAUUGGGAUUUUAAUAAACAGGAUUGGGAUUAUUCUUAUGUCGAUAGUAAAGUUGCUUUGAAAGAAACAAAAGAUUCUAGACAUGAUAUAUCUAAACUUCUUAAAGAAGUUAAGAAUCUAAUUAUUGCGAAUGGGUUAUAUUUCAUUAUAAAAUGUAUUGGAAUUUCAAAAAAUCCCUCUAACCAAAACUACAUUAUUGUUAUGAAAUUAUAUGACGAUAAACAAUUUAAGAUUGCAGCUGAAAAUCAAGAAAAAGCAAUCAAAUCUCAAAAACAUGAAUCAUCUCUAUUGUCAAGUAUAUCUCAUCCACAAUCUUGUUAUAUUAGCCGAAAUAUUCAUACUCUUCAUGGAUUGCAUAAUUCAUUAGAAGAUAUAAAAUCUGGAAAAUUUCAAGAACAACAAGAAUGCAUUGAUUGGGAAAAAGAAAUUCAAAAUCGAGCAAAAAAAAAGACCCAUUCUCUGAUAUCUCAACUUUAG